UUUAUUAUUCUUGCGGUUUUUUAUAUUUUUUUAUGUUUAAUAAUUAGAUUUGGGCAUGGUCGAGGAUCCCUUUACUCGCUCCAGCAAUAGUACCAGUAGUAGAAGAUGAUCCCCGUCGGCUUGCAUAUCCACACCCUCCUUACGGUGCACGGUAAACAUCUUAGUACUAAUAAUUUAUUUGUAUGAAGGUUAAUAUAUUGACUUAACAAAUUUUCAUAUGAUAUUACAGUUGGAUCAGACCUACUAGUCACACUCGAUCCUCGCGAAAUAAUAUACGUGUUUAUCGUACGACGCUCGAUCGGAUGCUCUGGGAUCAGUUUACAUGGAUGCCUUAUAGUGAACUAGAUCCUGAGUUUGGCGCUUUACUUGGGUAUCCUGAGAUAGUGCAUCCACAGCUUUGGUUGUCGAGUUGUCCCCUUAUAUUUUACGAGAGAGUUGAGAUGCAUCGUCCGUAUAGGGUGCUACGUCAGUUUGGUAGGAUACAACAUAUACCACCACAUCCUACUGAUCACGAUGUUGAGAUUAAGUUGCAUUCUUAUGAUCGUCGAGGCGCAGGAGGUAGAGAUUGGGCUCGUUUUCACCGUAUCUAUGUUGAUAGAUGGCAUGACCGACUUGAUUCUCCCGUUGACUAUCCAUUUAUUGAGUUUAGUGGGCCUCAGACAGAUCCAGGAUACUACGAGUGGUAUGAGAGGCACACACGUCGUUUGAUAUCACCGAUUGACAAUCUUGAUGAUAUUGGUUUUCAGGUUGGAAACCCGAUUUUACUGGAUCUUGUGGGUAAUCAGCUUAUAUCCAUGAGUCUUGCUGUUAGGGCAGUUUCUCGAGAUGACGAUCAGAUAUAUGAUCUGUUUCAGGACAACGCUACACGGAUGUAUGCAGCUGGGACUCAACUUCUACGUAGAGAUGGUGCUUCGUCCAGCUUACCUCCGAUACCAGCCAUACCUCCUAUACCUUCUCCGCAUCGAGAUAGACGUACCAGAAGAAGGUCCAGCGCUACCGAAAGAGCUACUGAGGAUGACGUGAGACAGACAAGAGAGGGGAACUAUUACGCAUCUACAUCUCGGGUACCUCCAUCUGGUGAUGUUGCCGGUCCAUUUGCUUCCCAUACACCCUUUUAUGCAGAUGUUCCUAUGCAUGGAGGUAUGGACGAUUUAUCUACUACACAGGGAUUUAUGGAUAUGUUCGGUGCGUCUACAUCUCAGGUACCCAUAUUUACAGAUUUAGUUGGUCCAUCUACGAAUGAUUACGUUCCAGAUAUGCCAUGGUCCGAUUCUCUAGCUACCCCACAUCCUCCUGCUAUUUAUACUCGGUUCUCUUCAUGGGGUCCACAUUUGGAGCUCAAUUUGGGAUACUCAAGUCCCCAAGAGCGGAUCCGACCACAGUAUAAUGUUUCCCCUGUUCCAUAUCCACCGGAUGACACCCAGUUUGUUGAUGAUGUACCGGCAGAUCCUGACAUUCGUCGAGAUUGUAGGCCGCGUAGGACUAGACGAGCACCUGCAUGUGGCACUGGUUCACAUAGGCACUGA
Erythranthe guttata (spotted monkey flower) is the source of this 1526-nucleotide messenger RNA. Lineage: Eukaryota; Viridiplantae; Streptophyta; Magnoliopsida; Lamiales; Phrymaceae. The record is from RefSeq and is a predicted model, not a curated record.